AUGGCGGACGGAAAAGACGACGGUGAUAAUUGGUGGGGAAGUUGGCUUCAGGCGGCCAAAGAAAAGUCAGCCUCUGCCAUUGCAAUGGUUAAGAAAGACCUAGCUGACUAUACCUGUACCAUGCAGCAGGACACCUCCCAGGUGAUGGCAAUAACAACAGAGAAAAUGAAGGAAAUGCAGGCAAAAGAAGGUGCUCCACGCUAUGGAUUUGCAUCAUUUCUGGAAGACCUAACAAAAUCGCUGGUAGUAGAAGCAGAGGACAAAUAUGAUAAACCAAUACCAGCACCAUCAACUGAUCCAAUGUUUGACAGGGCCAAGGCACGCCUUCAUGCUGUACAAGUUGAUCCUGGUACAUACUGCAACGAACCCUCUGGGGACCCAGAAGUGUUCAAGGAAUGGGUAAAAAAUUUCAGCAUGGACGAGGUGAAAGGAGAUGUAUCUGAACUCUUGGUGUCUAAAGUUGAAGUCCGAGCAUUGUAUACAAAGCUGGUGCCAUCAGAAAUCUCACAUGCAGACUUUUGGCAGAGAUAUUUCUAUAAAGUGAACCAGCUUCACCUGGACGAGGCACGUAAACUGGCUUUGAUGAAGCGAGCAGAGCGGGCAGAAGUUAAAGAAGAUUCUAUUAGUUGGGAUGACAGUGAUGAUGAAGAUGUACGGGAUAAUAAAGAAAAGAUUAAGGGUGUACAUUCCCCAGAUAAUGCUUCCACUAAGGAACGACUAGCUCCAACACCUGACACUUUGCCUGAGAAACAACAGAAAACCCAGCCAGAACUAUGUACAAGAACAGAGACUUCAGAAGAACAGACAACGCCUUCAGUAAUCACUAAUCCAUCUUUACAAAAUAUACCCACUCUAAAUAAUGAAACAAAAAUACCCACAGAAAACAAAGAAGUUGAAACACGUUCCAUACAGAAGGAAGAAAAAUGUGAUAAAGACUCCAUGGUUGAAAAGGGAACAGAAGCAGAUUUAAAAUCAGAACAGAUCUUGAAAGUUGAAUCAGACUUAAAAUCAGAAAUUGAGCAAAUACCAACAGAACUUGUGGAAGAAAAUAAAACAAUUACUGAUGUAAAUGGAAGUGAAAAUAUUACACAUGGUGAUCGGGCCUCCCUGGAGAUAUGUGUAAAGGAGAAAGGGGACGUAGUAGUGGUGAACCCUGAUCGUGACUCGCCCUCAACAGAAUCUGAGGGAAAGAAAGAUGCUGUUAGUACUGAUGAUGACUGGGAACAAGACUUUGAUGUUGAACUUACAGAAGAAGAUAUGAAGGCUGCUGAUGAAAUUGCCAAAAAACUUAACUUAUCAGCGACAGAUUAUACUAAGCUAACCGGUGAUGUGGGCGAUGACUGGGAGAGUUGGGAAUGAUGGAGAUAAUUUGGAUGACAACAAAUACGUACAUGAAGGACAAAUUUGGUAGAUUAUGCAUAAACUUGAAAAGUAUAUACAUGGGAUAAAGACACCAUACAUAUAGUGUUCUAACAGUGUGAAAUUGAUGCCAGCAUUUUACCAUGUUAGUAUUUAGGAGUACUUUUAGCAGUACACGGACCAAACAUCUUCGGCAAGGACAUCAAAUGUCGAUUUUUGUAGACUUCCUGUACUUUGAAUUUAUAGAUAUUUGUAAGAACUUUUAGUAGUUCUUAGUGAUUUGUUAGGAUCUAAAUGUACAGAUGUGACACUAGAGGGAUCAGCUUCGAUAAAAACACAUUAAAUGUUUGUAUUUCUGGUAAUCUGGUAUUAACAGUGGAACUUAGCAUCUCUGAAAUCUUUGUAUUUUGAAGUGAUGUACAGAAUUCUUAUGAUUUCUAAAUACAUCACUAAUGCAUAUCAGCUAGUGGUUUCAUUUUGCCAUCAGCUGUAGAAAUGUCCUUGGACAGAUUUGUGUUUAUUUUGUUUUGAGGAAGUGAUGAUAAAGCAUUUAUGUUGGAGGGUACUUAGAAAAUAAUUAUCUUCAUCACACAAUAAAUUAUUACCAAUUUUAUACUUAAUUAUUCAAUAUAUUGUACUGUUCUUGGUUAUGCCAAUUAUCCUCUCACUUGUAUUAAUAUGUUUUGUUAUAUCACUGAGUGAUGGAGGGAUUAAUUAAUGCUAUAACAUCAGUUGGCUGUGAAUAUCCUUUCUUUUUUAAUGAAGAUUUGAACAUGGUUCUGAUGACAAAUGUUUGCUUGCAAAUGUGUGUUUAAAGUGUUGUUGACCAAUCACUUGUUCAAAGAGUUAGUGCUGUUCAAAAAAUGUUUGAAAGAGAUGUUAUCUUUGUGAAUUCAAAGUUAAUGACACAUUAUAGCUCCAAUCAAAAUUUGUCAGCAGGAUUUUCAAGUCACUGUACAUGACUUCAGGGAACCCUAUUUUCACAUUUGUCCACUGUGACACUUACUGAUCUACACCAGUUGAUCAUAGUGCUAUUCUGUUAGAUUUAUUGAAAGCAUUGAAAUACUGAAAUAGUGGUUGAAUAUGGUUGUUCAUGAAUGAAACGUGAUGUAUUGUGAAAGGUUCUUAUUUGUGAUGCCAGUCACUACUAAAGUGAGGCCUACACCAACAUAGCAAAGUUCAUGAUGGAGGGCACUUUCCGAAAAGAGGUAUAUAAGACACUGAGGGAUAUUUUUGUCAUGUUUACAAGUUUUAUCAAAUAAUUUCUUCUGAUUAUUUCUGUUGAACUAUUAGUCAAAUUUGAGUCAUUGAUGACUAAGUAAGUAUCUUAUGUGGUAGAUACAAAUGAGGUAGAGGGUAGUACAUUUUUGUAUCAUAGUCAUACAGGAUAAUCUACACUAGCUUUGGUCAAUCUUUGGUGGUCUUCAGGUGCAUACCAUACAUGCCCUUCACAGCUAUCAUUAUUGUUAAAGUUUACUGAUGAUCGCUUUUUGGGCUGCUGUGAUAUAGAUUGUUUUUUGUUGAAAUACGGAACCUGCAGUUUCCUACUAAAUUCUGAAUUAUUGCUAUUACAAAUCUAAAUAGGUAGAAGUUACACUUCCAUUGACAUGAAACUAAGCUGUCAAGAACAUGUUUUUGAAUCAGUGUUAAUAACUUGAAAGUUAUGCUGGAAGGGUGAUUUAUAAGGAUAUAAAUAGAAAUUUGACAACAUAAUAGAUUUAGAGGCAUUUAAGAAAUAAUUGGAGUGCUUCAUUUUUUUUUUUUUCAUCACAGUAAGGAACAAAGUAAUUGUACCUAUAGGGAAGAGCAUGGUUUGUGUUAAAUGACAUCUAUAUGUAGUAUUCAUAUAUAUAACACUAUAUAAGUAAAUGUAUUUUUAAUUUACUCAUUACCAGUUAUUCCUUGUUUAUUUUGUUCUUUUCCCAGUGCUUAAUUUUAAAAUGCUUUUUUUUGGUUCUGUUGAUUUUAUUAUUUAAACCUUCUUGAAUGAUACGUAAAUGUAUCACAUGUAUUGUUUAUUGUGAUAUGUUGGGAUGUGGUACCUGUUUACAUAUAAGGUUAUUAUAUACCACAAGUACUUCCUUGUUAUGUACAGAUGUCUUACUGGUAUCAGUAAACCAUUACACCUA
Ylistrum balloti is the source of this 3488-nucleotide messenger RNA. Its product is annotated as BSD domain-containing protein 1-like. NCBI's taxonomy places the organism in Eukaryota, Metazoa, Mollusca, Bivalvia, Pectinida, Pectinidae. Gene Ontology annotation, cellular component: cytoplasm. The record is from RefSeq and is a predicted model, not a curated record. The coding region runs from base 1 to 1359 and encodes 452 amino acids. The transcript has 9 exons.